Molecule: messenger RNA, 858 nt
Organism: Anisakis simplex (herring worm)
Lineage: Eukaryota; Metazoa; Nematoda; Chromadorea; Rhabditida; Anisakidae
Source: the annotation of a GenBank genome assembly
AUGAAGGUCUAUACAGCCACUUUUAUCGCGUCAUCGUUGAGUGGCAUUGCAUUGGUGCUAUCGCUGCUAGCCAUCAGCCAGUUAUGUCAAGAUGUUAACUCAAUAUGGAAUGAACUGGAUCGUGAAAUGAUGACUUUUAGAGAUGUCACAAAUGAUCUGUGGGCUGAUAUAAUGAAACUUGGCAAACAGUCGGGAAGAACGAGACGUCAAGCUGGUAACAACGGAAGUCGAGACUGGAUCGAAUUCAGACUAACUGAAAUCAUUCUAGAAGACGAAAAAGUGAAAGCUGGCCUCAAAUCAAAAGGCGAAGUGGUCGCUGAGAGCAGUAAUGGUACUGAUGAUCGUCAAGAAACGGCACGUUCGGCUGAUGUGAGCGGAAGCACGACCAGUUCGGAUGCUAACAAAUGCGUUGGUAAGCACUGCUCAAAGCAACCAAUCAAGGGAUGUGUUGGCUCAGCAUGUGCUUCAUUCAACCAAGCAUCUGGAGUUGGUGGCCUUGGAAGNGAUGAAGCGCCAGGUACUCCAUACGAUACACAAGCUCCGGCCGGACCUCCAGCUGGUAACGGAUGUAACUGUCAGAUCAAAAACAACAAAUGCCCCGCGGGUCCACCAGGGCCAAAGGGAGCAUCAGGACCACCGGGUAGCAAUGCACCACCUGGAAUCGAUGGAGUUGCUGGUAAAGGCAGCGAAGAUAUAACUCUCGAUCUACAAGCUACUCCGGCUUGCUACUAUUGUCCAGCAGGACCAGUUGGACCACCGGGAGCUAUGGGACGUUCAGGACCUCGAGGAAUGCAAGGCGCGAAUGGAAUGUUAGGACAUCGCGGGAUGGAUGGUCAACCUGGAUUCCCUGGAGACAGA